Chelonia mydas (Green sea turtle) is the source of this 2453-nucleotide messenger RNA. It is a transcript of the gene TLX1, whose product is annotated as T cell leukemia homeobox 1. Gene Ontology annotation, molecular function: DNA-binding transcription factor activity, RNA polymerase II-specific; RNA polymerase II cis-regulatory region sequence-specific DNA binding. Gene Ontology annotation, cellular component: nucleus. Gene Ontology annotation, biological process: animal organ development; regulation of transcription by RNA polymerase II. Bases 39 to 1151 code for a protein of 370 amino acids. NCBI's taxonomy places the organism in Eukaryota, Metazoa, Chordata, Testudines, Cheloniidae. The transcript is spliced from 4 exons. The record is from RefSeq and is a predicted model, not a curated record.
UUCAGUUACAAUGAUACCCCUCAGGGAGAUCGCUGUCAAUGGGCAGGCGCUGGGGUAGGAGGCAGACGGCCCGGGACCAGCCGUCUGCAGAGACACUUCGGAAAAUGCAGCCCCGGCUGGCUGCCUGGGCCCCUUUCCUGGCUCAAGCGAAGUCGGUGACUGUUGAGCCAUAUCCGCCGGGUUGCCCCGCGAGCAGGGGGAUUACGAGCGGCAGCAUGGAUCACAUAGGGGCUCACCACCUCCACCAGAGCCACGCCGAGCCCAUCAGCUUUGGAAUCGACCAGAUCCUCAACAACCCGGACCAAGGCAGCUGCAUGAUCUCCGGCUCCCGGCUGCAGGACUCCUCCGACUACGGCCUGAGCUGCAUCGUGAGCAGCGCCUACAACACCAUGACCGGCAGCUACGGGGCGAGCGGCGGCUCGGCCGGGGCUUACCCGGGGGCCUGCAGCAUGGCUUCCCUGCCGGGCUCCUACAACGUCAACAUGGGGGUGGCCAUGAACGGGAACGGCCUGAACUCGGCGGGGGGCGUGAUCCGGGUGCCGGCGCACAGGCCGCUGGCUGGCGGCGGGCACCAGCCCCUCUCCACCGGGAUGCCCACCGUGCCCUCGGUGAACGCCAUGAACAACCUCACGGGACUCACUUUCCCCUGGAUGGAGAGCAACAGGCGCUACACGAAAGACCGGUUCACAGUGGCCCUCUCACCCUUCACUGUAACACGCCGUAUAGGUCACCCCUACCAGAACCGGACGCCGCCCAAGAAAAAGAAACCCAGGACGUCUUUCACCCGGCUGCAGAUCUGCGAGCUGGAGAAGCGCUUCCACCGGCAGAAGUACCUGGCCUCGGCCGAGCGGGCAGCCCUGGCCAAGGCCCUCAAGAUGACAGAUGCCCAGGUGAAAACCUGGUUCCAGAACAGGAGGACAAAAUGGAGGCGACAAACUGCAGAAGAGAGGGAGGCCGAGAGACAGCAAGCCAACCGCAUCCUCAUGCAGCUCCAGCAGGAGGCCUUCCAGAAAAGCAUCAAUCAGCCCCUCCAGGCAGACCCCAUCUGUGUCCACAACUCUUCCCUCUUCGCCCUCCAGAACCUCCAGCCUUGGUCCGAUGACUCGUCCAAGAUCACCAGCGUCACCUCCGUUGCCUCUGCUUGCGAAUAGAGACCACAAUCCAGUGGUCCCCCCCACGCACACUGCGUUACGAGCCACCCAAGCUUCAGCACAGCCGGAAGCAUCCUUCUUCCCAACAGGAAACUACCCCUAUACACUGUCACCCAAGAGCCCCACACUUCCAAUGUGCCGAGACAGCAAAUAUCCUCUUGGCAGGAAGCAGGGGAGGGGGAAAAAAAUAAAGUCACCUGCAGGAUUAUUCAGAUAAAAGUGGCAUUUCCCUUUUUGUCUUUUGAAAGUCUCCAUUACGGACAAUGAACAACAAGGAGCUCCCUUAAUUAUUCCCAGAAAGUAAAGAUACGUUAGCCCCAUGUCAUCCUCUCAGAAUCCAUGGAGGAAAUCUUCCCUGGAUUCUGUCCGCAGCCAGUGCAGGCCUUUGGUUUCUUUGUAUACGUUUUUUAGACUGGUCAUUUAAAAUGAAAUAAUUCCCCCUUCCUUGAAAUGGAGCUUUGACGUUUCUUUAACAACCCCCCUCGCCUCCACCUGGGUCAUAGGCGCAAAAGAAAUGCACAGACUGGAUUCAACAAAUGGACAAAACAGCCCAGCUUUAGUCUUUUGCCUGGUGAUUUCCACGUGCAGGGGAAGUGAAUUCCUUGGAUUUCAUCUAGGAAUGUCUCUUCCUCCUUUUAAUUAUUAUAUUUUUCCAGUGGGGGAAUAAGAGAGGAAACUGACGGACUUUGAAGAUAGUAAGCACCAUAAAUAAUUGUAUGAAGAUUCCAAACUGUUUCCCUGGAUACCACAUGCUCUGCAUUGAUCAACUUAUAUUUUAAUAACUCUUGAAACAUCUGUGGCAUUCUGCAGAGACAAUGCAGUUUCAUUCAGUGGAUUAUUUUGGUAUUAUUUACAAAUGUUGUUCAAUAUUUUCUUUUACUUCUUUUGCUCUAGACGUCAGCUUAAGUUGGGGGGAAAUCUUUCACUUUCAGCUGUUUCUCUCAUUUCUUUAAUUGUAUUGAGGGAAGGAGACAUGCUUAAGUCAAGCACUUCUUAUAGCAAACUCCAGGAAUAUAUAUAUAGAUAUAUAUACACAGUAUAUAUUUUUCAGUUACUUAUAAUCUAAAACAGCACUGCCAAUUUAAGCAGCUGGUACAAACAAUCAAUCAAAAAUAUUUUCAGUGAGAUUUUUAAAGGCAUUUGUUUGUUUGUUUUAAGUUAUGCACUUCUAAGGUGUUUCAUGUGUAUUCAUUUUAUAAAGUGCUUGUGUAAUUUAUGUGGAUACAAAAGAAUAAAAAAAAAAAAAAAAAGUCCAGGAUACUGGACAAAUCAGCUAAGGCUUUGCUCUUGUUUUUGUACUGA